GGUGGAUUAUCUUCAUCGAGAAGGCCGCCGCGCGCAGAGGAUGCACGAGACACGACUGAUGAGGGCGUCUGUCGUGCACGCGGCACAAGCUACUUAUUAAAAAAUAACGUACAAACCAACACCUCAGGGAAGGUUUCGACGGGAUUGCUUCGCUUUAAAAUAAAUAAAACUACACUUAUUUUGGACGUUUUGAGAUCCGCCAAAGCGCCUCCCGGACCAGGCGUUUGAGGCGCCGCCAUGCGCGCGCUGCUGUCGGCGUGGAUGUGGCUGCUGCUCGGUGUGCUGCCUCCGGAGGUCCACAGCCGGGCUUCCACGCUGCAGAGUCUCACCCACAGACUGAGGUCUAGUUCACCCAGAACAUCAAAAUGCCCAAAGUCUAUAAACACCGUCAUUAUGCCUACUCCAUCUGAUCUGUCUGUUGCCGUUGACAACCACAUCACCGAGGGAGACACACGUAUCAUCUGGAGGGCCCUGAUGCACAAAGAGCCCCCGCCAAGUCUGUCCGGCGCGUUGCUCGACCGAAGAGACAGUGUGCUAUGGGAAGCGACGGUCCAGCAGCGUGGGUCACGAGGCCGUCGUCACACCAACGGUGGUGGUGGGAGGGGUCACAGCCAUCUAAUGAGGGUGGGGUGUGUACUAGGCACCUGUCAGGUUCACAACCUCAGCCACCGUCUCUACCAGCUAAUUGGACAGAGUGGUAGGGAAGACUCGUCCCCCAUAAACCCACGCAGUCCUCACAGCUAUGGAUAAGACCACACUAUGAAUCCACUAAUGCCUUUAUUGUCAAAUGUUCCAAACUUUCAACUUCCUACUUAAGUUAAAAAAAAACAUCAUCAAGCAUCAACGUCUUACUAUAAUAAUAUAUAAUUUAUAUAGCCAUCAUUUUUUAUAGUUAGUACGAUACGGUGUACAGACCUUUUCAAAGCUGCAGAUUAAGUCCUCAAUUUAGCAUUUAGAUUUAUGAUCUGGAAGUUUGGCAACAUUGCUAAAAAGAAGUCAGACGGAGCAAAAAAAAACAAUCAGACAAUUUUUUUUUCAGGUUAGCUAAAGAGGGAAAACAAAGGAGAAAAGUAGAAAUAUCUGUCAAACUACCAAUUGUCAACAUCAAUCACAUCAAUCACAGUAUGCAGAGAAGAUGCAAUGCAGAAGUCACAGGACACAAAGCCUUUGACCAAUGCUUUGCAUUUUCAAUCAGUGCCUCAAGAUUUUCCCAAAGGUUUACAUGUUAACUUGCAUAAAUUUCAGAUGUGCUCACUUUUGGGUUCCUCUAGACUGGUGGCUAGUUUAAAACAUUUAAAGGACAGGAAACAACGUUUUUUUGUCAUCGGUCUCUGAUGUAGUGAUAAUACCAUGUUUUCAGAGUACAACUGUAGAGACAAUAAUCUACUCUACAAAAAUGAAUUGUAAUAAAUAGGGCCGGGACUCGAUUAAAAAUAUUAAUCUAAUUAAUUAGAGGCUUUGUAAUUAAUUAAUCGAAAUUAAUCACAUUUUAAUCACAUUGCAUAAAUAUUUGACCUGAGAACAGUGAGAAGUCAUUUUUUUCACAUGGAUUUUUAUUUUUGUUCAAUCAAUUCCAGUGUAGCAAUAGCAUAUUUAGAAAUAUAGUACUUUCAGAAAUUCAGGUAGUCUAUAGGUAAGUAGACAUUCUGUAAACUAUGUUUUUUUAAGUAGACCAAUACUUUCAAGUACAUUCAGAACAUUGGUUAUUUUUUCAGACGUGGUCUUAGUUACCCUGGUCCUUAAACCAGUCAUGUGGUGCAGUGUGGGUUGGGUGUGGGUCCUUGUACUCGGGUCGGGCUAACGUCCACGCUAGCUGCUAAUUGUUUUGCGUUGAGGUGAUACUUGAGGCUCGAUGUGAAUUCCUUGUUGCAUAGCUUGCACACAACCAUGCUCUUAUCGACGCUUCCAUCCGUGUGUUUAUUAUAAUAAGAUUUCCCAUUCACGGGGCCACCCGGCACGGUCUCGUCAGCUUCUUCGUUCAUGUUCACUGUGGUUUGUUGUUGUCUGAAGUCAUGGACGCUAGUUGGUGCUCCAGUAUAAUCGGUCCGCCGAAACUCAUUCAGUGAGAAACGUUCCGCAGUGCAAAAAAUAAGUGUAAAAAUGCGUAAAAAAUGUUUAAUGUGUUAUUUUUUGUGUAAUUAAUCUUAAUUCACAUUGUAAUUAAUUAAUCUUAAUUAACGCGCUAAAGUCCCGGCCCUAGUAAUAAACUGAAAUGUAACUUAACAGCUGUUAACUUGGAUGACGCAAAUCCGAAUUUUCAAUUGUUUUGACUAUCACUGCCAAUUUAGUGCAGUGAAUGUAGUCCUAGAUGCUUUGACAUUUAUACACUAUAUAUUUAAACAAGGAAACUGAAUGAGAGAAGCCUCUUUGGUGUUGGCCUACCUGACUAAUGUCUGCUCAUCACUGUUUAUCCUGCUGAUGUGAACCUACUGUCUCCCUAAAUGAUCUCCAUCUCCAAACAAGUAGCUUUACUUCAGCACGAGCAGAAACCCAAAAUAACCAGCAUUUAAACCACAUUAACUCUUCACCCAAAAGCCUACGGAGCACACAAUCAGCCAAAAUAACCACUAGCCUUAAUCCAUUGCUGUUUAACGUUUCUUAACAGGGACAACUAUAAUGUCCCCCGUAGUGUAAACUGACGCAUCCUUUUGAUUUGUGCCAUUAUUCCAUUUUUAGACUUAAUAGCCUUUGUUUUGUUUUUCACCUCUCCAAAAUUUUCAUCUCUGUGAAAGUUGAUUAUGCAAGUGUUAUUUAAAGCUUUAUAAUCUUCUGUUUGUCUGUGUGUAUCAGAGUUUAAACAUCUAACACUGUGUUUUUAUAGUUGCAGCAUUGUGUAUUAAA
This is a messenger RNA of Pungitius pungitius (ninespine stickleback), 2841 nucleotides long. RefSeq names its product adrenomedullin 2b (gene adm2b). Lineage: Eukaryota; Metazoa; Chordata; Actinopteri; Perciformes; Gasterosteidae. Bases 238 to 750 code for a protein of 170 amino acids. The record is from RefSeq and is a predicted model, not a curated record. Gene Ontology annotation, molecular function: hormone activity. Gene Ontology annotation, biological process: adenylate cyclase-activating G protein-coupled receptor signaling pathway; regulation of systemic arterial blood pressure; positive regulation of heart rate. Gene Ontology annotation, cellular component: extracellular region. The transcript has 2 exons.